UUUUUAAAGUUUAAGUAAGAGUUUUUACGGUACUUGCAACACGUCUGAGAACUACAGCAGACAACCACUACUAAAUUACAACCAACAGGAGGCGACUACAAAUAAUAUAAGAGAACAAGAGUUAAGAAAUAAAAUAAGUAAGGUCCACCAGUGGCAACAUUCAACCAUCCGCAAAGGAGUUGUGCUUCAGGCAUCAUGUGGAUGACUUGGUAACACAGAGUCGCUUCUCCCAACAUCAACACCGACAGGACAACUUACACCCUCCCCCCUUUCCGGCAAAAACUAUUCCUAGCGGCAUGGCCAUCGACGACAACGACCCUACAGCACAGCCCGAGCAGCACAACACCAACCCCGGGACACCCGCCGACAACCCACACAACCCGCUCGACCUGACGGACGGGGAGAGAACGGCACUCGUCGGCAUUCUCACCUUCAUGGGCGUCAUCAUAGCGCUGGGCGGCAUAGGCAACCUGCUGGUGAUCCUGGCGGUGGUGCUGAAGAAGAAGCUGCAGACCGUGUCCAACCUGUUCGUGGUGAACCUGAGCAUCUGCGACUUCAUGUUCGUCACGCUCGUGCUGCCCGUCAACAUGUACACCUACCUGGCCGACGGCUGGCUCAUACACCCGCUCAUCUGCAAGUUCGUCGGAUUCUUGGGAUACACGCUUACUGGCACCACAAUCAUGACCAUCACACUGAUCGCGUGGAACCGCUACCGCCUGGUGGUCAGUGUUUCCAGCUACAAGCAAAUGUUCCAGCCCCGCAACAUGGCCAUCAUGCUGGCUGGAUCAUGGCUUAUUCCCAUCAUUUGCCUGCAACCUGCUAUCUUCGAGGUGUGGGGCCGUUUCGGCUUCGUGCCGCUGCUGUCAAGCUGCAACCUGGACCUAGACAGCUCCAGCCAGAGCUUCAAGAUCUUCCUGCUGAUCGUGCGGGCCGCCAUCCCCUGCGGGCUCAUCAUCUACUUUUACAGCAGCAUCUACGCCAACACCCGAGCCUCGCACCAGCGGCUGCACCACGCUGCCUGCUCCACCACCAGUCUCAUGCUGCAGCAGAGCCAGCGGCGGGAGAUGCGACUCACGCGCAUGAUGGGCGGCAUCUUCCUCGUGUUCAUGCUCAGCUACUUCCCCUGUACCGUGUCCAGCCUCAUCGACUGGAGCAAGCUGCUCAGCAAAAGCUUCCAUAUGUUCUGCCAAACCUCCGUUUUCCUGGGCAGCGCCAUCAACCCGCUGCUCUACGGCUUCAUGAACGAGCAGUUCCGCAAGGCUUACUACGAGAUCAUCACCUGCGGUCUCAUGUACGGCAGGUGCAAGAAAUGCGCAAAAACUGUGCACGACCACAGCCGCAAAGUGGCUAGAGAAGACAGUACAGAGAACCACACUUACCACAACACAGACAACCAGGAGGUCAACACUGAGAUCCACCACGAUGGUCUUGUCUCCUCCUGGAGCACGGCACAACAACAGCUGCAUAGCCAGGAGGAAGAGACUCUCUACUACGCAUACCAGGAAAACUCCGAUGAUAACGACGAACUCCCUGACCACAAGGCAAGGGUCAGCACGGAAAAAGUGCCGCCUUCUGUGGCCCACAGUCGAACAAACAGUAUCAAUUUCUCUUCCAACUGUGACAUUUCCCAAAGGGACGUUUCAACUUCUCUUCUAAAGAGCAGUGAGAGUGACAGUAAGUUAGCCACGUUACAAGAUGUACACAGUCCAAAACAGAGUUAUAUUUGAAGGGCACCAUACUACAGUACUUGUAAUAUACUCAACUCACAAUCUUUCAACAGUGAUCUCAUCGUUGCUAAUCUUGUGACCGUGACGUGUUUCCCAUACAUUAUGUUAAUGGAGACAAAGACUGACAUUACUCCCAUCAUCCCGUUGCCAGUUUGUUACUAAUGAUUAUGAUUUGUUUCUAAAUUUUGUUGUAAUAAAAUAUCAAACACUUUAUAAUAAAAUCUU
Messenger RNA from Aplysia californica (California sea hare), 1952 nucleotides. Its product is annotated as G-protein coupled receptor moody. The record is from RefSeq and is a predicted model, not a curated record. Gene Ontology annotation, molecular function: G protein-coupled receptor activity. Gene Ontology annotation, cellular component: membrane. Lineage: Eukaryota; Metazoa; Mollusca; Gastropoda; Aplysiida; Aplysiidae. Gene Ontology annotation, biological process: G protein-coupled receptor signaling pathway.